AGCCCGUGACCCGGCAGAGCGCGCGGACCGCGGUCGCCAUGCACAGCCUCGGGCCCGCCUGCUGCUCGCUGCUGCUGGUCUUGGGACUCUGCCGGGCGCGCCCCCGGAACGUGCUGCUGAUCCUAGCGGACGAUGGAGGUUUUGAGAGUGGAGUGUACAACAACAGUGCCAUCGCCACCCCUCACCUGGACGCCCUGGCCCGCCGCAGCCUCGUCUUCCGCAACGCCUUCACCUCCGUCAGCAGCUGCUCGCCUAGCCGUGCCAGCCUCCUCACAGGCCUGCCCCAGCACCAGAAUGGCAUGUACGGGCUGCACCAGGACGUGCACCACUUCAACUCCUUCGACAAGGUGCGGAGCCUGCCGCUGCUGCUCAGCCAGGCCGGCGUGCGCACAGGCAUCAUCGGGAAGAAGCACGUGGGGCCGGAGACCGUGUACCCGUUUGACUUUGCGCACACAGAGGAGAACGACUCCGUGCUCCAGGUGGGGCGGAACAUCACCAGGAUUAAGCUGCUGGUCCGGAAGUUCCUGCAGACUCAGGAUGACAGGCCUUUCUUCCUGUACGUUGCCUUCCACGACCCCCACCGCUGUGGGCACUCGCAGCCCCAGUACGGAGCCUUCUGUGAGAAGUUUGGCAACGGGGACAGCGGCAUGGGGCGCAUCCCAGACUGGACACCCCAGGUCUACGACCCUCAGGAUGUGCUGGUGCCUUACUUUGUCCCCGACACCCCAGCAGCCCGAGCUGACCUGGCUGCUCAGUACACCACCAUCGGCCGCAUGGACCAAGGGAUCGGGCUUGUGCUUGAGGAGCUGCGUGGAGCCGGGGUCCUGAACAACACCCUGGUCAUCUUCACAUCCGACAAUGGGAUCCCCUUCCCCAGCGGCAGGACCAACCUGUACUGGCCGGGUACCGCCGAGCCCUUGCUGGUGUCCUCUCCGGAGCACCGGCAGCGCUGGGGCCAGGUCAGCGAGGCCUUCGUGAGCCUCCUAGAUCUCACGCCCACCAUCUUGGACUGGUUCUCCCUCUCCUACCCCAGCUACACCAUCUUUGGCUCCAAAACCAUCCAGCUCACGGGCCGGUCCCUCCUGCCAGCACUGGAGGCAGAGCCCCUUUGGGCCACCGUCUUUGGCAGCCAGAGCCACCACGAGGUCACCAUGUCCUACCCGAUGCGCUCCGUGUACCACCAGAACUUCCGCCUGGUGCACAACCUGGGCUUCAAGAUGCCCUUCCCCGUGGACCAGGACCUCUACGUCUCGCCCACCUUUCAGGACCUCCUGAACCGCACUGUGGCCGGCCAGCCCACGGGCUGGUACAAGGACCUGCACCACUACUACUACCGCGACCGCUGGGAGCUCUACGAUGAGCACAGCGACCCCCGCGAGACCCAGAACCUGGCUGCCGACCCCCGCUUCGCCCAGGUCCUGGAGGCGCUGAAGACCCGCCUGGCCAAGUGGCAGUGGGAGACCCAUGACCCCUGGGUGUGUGCCCCCGAGGGCGUCCUGGAGGAGAAGCUGUCUCCACAGUGCCGGCCCCUCCACAACGAGCUGUGACGUGGGGUGUCACACGGCCUCUCCUCUCCUGAAGGGGAGACCCCAUAUGCCCUACCUCCUCCCUUGGGGGGGAUGCCUCCAUAGCAGGGGACACUGUUGUCCUCGAGUCUGAGCCGUGCCCUGGCACAAGAACUGUGGGGGGUAGCCUGGGACAGGGUGGGAUCCCCAGCCCAGGCUUUCAGGGUGCGUUUGGGGAUCCCAAGACAAAAGGGCAGGGACCUUGAUCAGUGUGAGGCACCAGGGACAUUUCUGACCCCUCCACUGGAGGCAGCCGGACAUGGCCUCUGGCGUUACCAGCCCUGCUUGGCUCCACUGCCUUCCUUUGCCCACAGCCCCGCAUCCGCCCCAGGGGGUUCUCACUGGUUCUUGGUGGUGACAGGUUUAGUCCUGGGACCUUGCUGGGCAGAGCUGGUCCUUCUUUCUGAGCUGCUGGGGACGAGGUGUGAAAGGGCACCCUGUGGCUUGGGUUGUUUCUUGUGUGACACCAGGGUCUGGCUCCAUCCCUGCCUGCCUCUGCGUGCCCAGAAACUCAGCCUUGAAAAACUAGACAGAGGGUCCUCUCCCUCUAGCGGGGUCCCCUGCACUCCACUCCAUAUGGGCCUGGGGUGGGAGGAAACCACAGCCAGAGCCCUGUAAAAGCCGUUUAUUCCAUAAAACACACGGAAUCCACUUUCUGAA
Messenger RNA from Ictidomys tridecemlineatus (thirteen-lined ground squirrel), 2225 nucleotides. RefSeq names its product N-sulfoglucosamine sulfohydrolase (gene Sgsh). Gene Ontology annotation, molecular function: N-sulfoglucosamine sulfohydrolase activity. The record is from RefSeq and is a predicted model, not a curated record. Lineage: Eukaryota; Metazoa; Chordata; Mammalia; Rodentia; Sciuridae. Gene Ontology annotation, biological process: glycosaminoglycan catabolic process; heparan sulfate proteoglycan catabolic process.